Molecule: messenger RNA, 9039 nt
Organism: Gallus gallus (chicken)
Lineage: Eukaryota; Metazoa; Chordata; Aves; Galliformes; Phasianidae
Gene: CNTN6
Product: contactin 6
Exons: 23
Coding region: 493-3579 (1028 amino acids)
Biological process (GO): brain development; cell-cell adhesion
Molecular function (GO): cell-cell adhesion mediator activity
Source: RefSeq, a predicted model, not a curated record
GCCGUAGGAAGCGCGUGAGGGCGGAUAACCCAGGCCUGCAGUCAGGGCUUUUUCUUGUCUCUGCGCGGACGCUUUUUUGCACGGCUGGAUGCUGAAAUCUGCUAGGAUUCUUUCCCAAAAUAUAUUCCUAGCUUCAGAAAACACGGGAAGGGCACAGCAGGAGAAACACCAGUCUUAAAAUGGCCCUGCCUGAGCUCUCCUGGUUUAGCAGGUGGCUUUGGACCUGCCUUGCCCUGUGCUUUACUUCUUCCUCACUAAGAUGCAGAGUCGUCCCCUGGCGACCCCUCACAGGCAGGAUUUGCACGUCUGCAAGGUCCAGAAGGGAAACUGAGGAGGACCUGCCUCGAGUCACCAGGAGGAGGACAGAGCUGUGAACUGCUGAUGCAAGCAGGCAGGAGCAGCUCUUCCACCGAAUAUCAAGGUAGUCACAGGAAGACACACUUUAUUUUCCACUGAUUGGAUGGGAGGAAUUUUUGACCUUGGAAAGUGGAGAUGGUGUUGCUAUGGAAACUAAUAAUUCUGCUGCCAUUCACGAGCUGCAGCACAGAGGAAGAAACACUACAUGGUCCUAUUUUCAUUCAAGAGCCAUAUGAUAUCACUUAUUCCAUGGGCUCAGUGAAUCCAGAAGUCCUAUUGAACUGUACAGCUAAAGGAUAUCCCCUCCCCAGCUACAGGUGGAAGCAAAAUGGCACAGAUAUUGAUCUUACCAUGAGUUAUCACUACAGGUUGGUUGGAGGCAGCUUGGCAAUCAAUAACCCACGUAAAAAACAGGAUAUUGGAACAUACCAGUGUUUGGCCACAAAUUCAUUUGGAACAAUUCUGAGCAGGAAGGCAAAGCUUCAAUUUGCAUACCUUGAGAAUUUUGAAAUGAAAACAAGAAGCACAGUGUCAGUCAGAGAAGGACAAGGGGUGGUUCUGCUCUGUGGUCCUCCGCCACAUCAUGGAGGCUUGUCCUUUGCGUGGACCUUCAACAAUAACACCUUGUACGUUCAGGAGGACAGACGCCGUUUUGUUUCACAAGAAACAGGAAAUCUGUACAUUGCCAAAGUGGAGCCAUGGGAUGUGGGCAAUUACACCUGCGUGGUGACCAACUCCAAGGCUGGGCGGAGUGUUCAGGGGCCACCCACUCCCCUCACCCUGCGCAGCGAUGGUGUGAUGGGAGAGUAUGAACCAAAGAUUGAAGCACGUUUUCCAGAAACAACAUACGCAGCAAAGGGCUCAUCUGCUAAACUGGAGUGUUUUGCCCUUGGAAAUCCAGUCCCUAGUAUCAGUUGGAGGAGGUCUGAUGGAAACUCACUGACAAAGAAAAUCAAACACGACAAAAACAAAGGAGUUCUUGAAAUCCCAGAUGUUCAGCAAGAAGAUGGAGGCUCUUAUGAGUGUAUCGCAGAAAAUAUUCGAGGCAGAAACAUUGCAAGAGGUCAAUUAUUCGUCUAUGCACUCCCUGAAUGGGAUAAGAAAAUCGAAAAUGCCUUUCUGUCUCUCUAUGACAGUUUGUUUUGGGAAUGUAAGGCAAAAGGAAAACCAACCCCUUCCUACAGCUGGUUAAAAAAUGGCCAGCCUCUCAUGUCAGAGGAGAGAAUUCAAGUGGAAAAUGGAACUCUUAUCAUACCAAUGCUGAAUAUGUCAGACUCUGGCCUCUAUCAAUGUGUGGCAGAAAACAAGUACGAUACUAUUUACGCCAGUGCUGAAUUGAGGGUUAUAGCUGCAGCCCCCGAUUUUUCCAAAAACCCCGUGAAAAAAACAUCCAUUGUUCAAGUUGGUGGUGAAGUCACCAUUGGUUGUAGACCAAGUGCUUCUCCCAGAGCAGCUAUUGACUGGAGAAAGGGCCCCGAGGUGCUGCGCCUGAACAAAAGGGCCCUCUUACUGGAGGAUGGCAGUCUCAGGCUUUACAACAUCACCAAAUCAGAUGCUGGGGUGUACACUUGUAUAGCAACAAAUCAGUUCGGAGUUGCCAGAAAUUCAGGGAACCUGAUUGUGAAAGAAAGGACUGUAAUUACUAUUGCACCUUCCAACAUGGAUGUAACAGUUGGAGAAAGCAUAGUCCUUCCAUGCCAGGUUUCUCAUGACCCCUCCAUUGCUGUGGCGUUCACGUGGUCAUUCAGUGGCAACCAAAUUGACUUUAAAAGAGGAAUGCCUCAUUUUGAGAGAAUUGGAGGAGAAUCUGUUGGAGAUCUGAUGAUAAGAAAUAUUCAACUUCAUCAUUCUGGGAAAUAUGUGUGCAUGGUGCAGACAACUUUAGACAGUCAAUCUACAGCAGUAGAUAUAAUUGUAAGAGGUCCCCCAGGCCCACCAGAAGAUGUUAGAGUUGAACAUAUUUCUAGCACUACUGCCGUGUUAUCCUGGAAAUCUGGAAGAGAUAACAAUAGUCCAGUCCAGAUCUACAGCAUUCAAACAAGGACUCCUUUCUCAGUUGGAUGGCAGGCAGUUUCAACAGUUCCUGAAGUCCUCAAUGGUAGGACUCACAAAGCAACAGUGGUUGACUUAAGCCCUUGGGUUGAGUAUGAGUUCCGUGUAGUUGCCAGCAACAGUGUUGGAACUGGAGAGCCAAGCAAGCCAUCAGCCCUACUGAAAACCAAAGCAGCAGUUCCCACAGUGGCACCGACCAACGUCAGUGGAGGAGGAGGGAGCCGCUCAGAGCUGGUCAUCACAUGGGAGCCAGUGCCAGAAGAACUACAAAAUGGAGAAGGUUUUGGCUAUAUCAUUAUGUUUCGUCCUCUUGGCUCAACAACGUGGACAAAAGCAGCAGUGGCUCCCAUAGAAGCAAGUAAAUAUGUUUAUAGGAAUGAAAGCAUUACACCUCUGUCUCCUUUCGAAGUGAAAGUUGGUGUCUACAACAAUGAAGGAGAAGGGACCCUGAGCUCCAUAUCCAUUGUCUACGCUGGAGAAGAUGAGCCACAGAUAGCACCAGCAGGCACUUCAGCACUGAGCAUCUCGGCAGCAGAGGUGGAGGUCUCCUGGCAGCCCGUUGCAUGGAACAGGCACACAGGCAGGGUGCUGGGCUAUGAGGUUUUAUAUUGGACUGAUGAUCCCAAGGAAAGCACAGCUGGUAAAGUCAGAGUCAAUGGGAACGUAACAGCCAAAAAUAUCACAGGCCUAAAAGCUAACACAGUGUAUUUUGCAACAGUUCGGGCUUACAACACAGCAGGGACGGGGCCCUCCAGUGCCCCAGUAAAUGUCACCACUAAAAAGUCACCACCCAGUCAACCUCCAGCAAAUAUCGCGUGGAAACUGACAAAUUCCAAAAUCUGCUUGAAUUGGGAACAUGUGAAAACAAUGGAGAAUGAAUCAGAGGUGCUAGGCUACAAAAUUUUGUACAGACAAAACAGGCACAGCAAAGCUCAUAUACUGGAGACAAACAACACUUCAGCUGAACUUCUGGUGCCAUUCGAAGAAGAUUAUCUCAUAGAAAUAAGAACCGUUAGUGAUGGUGGGGAUGGCAGUAGCAGCGAGGAAAUUAGGAUCCCAAAAAUAUCAAGUUUAAGCUCUGGAGGAAUAAAACUGUCCCCAAGAGAACUGUAUACGCUGGCAUCUGGGAUCCUACUCUUGAGUUUUGUUCUUACAUAUUCUUUUCCUUGAUGACUGAAGCAAUGGACUUCUAAAAUUGAACUACCUGUAGAUUCUGUCUUAAUACUUUAUCACAACCAAAAUUUCCAGUAAAGAAAAAUAGCGGGGAUGGGGAAGGGAGACAGAGAUUGUACACAUAUAAGAAAAUGUAAAUAUUAAUAAUGCAUUAAUUUAAAAAUAUAAGCUUUGAAUUUCAUAGAUAAAUGUAUAUGCAUUAAUUAAAUAGAGUGGUACCAAAUAUAACUUGAGAUUGUGAAAAAGAGUGAUCUCAAUUUUUUUUUACUAAUUCUUAUUGAAACUUCAAUUUAAUGGUAUGGCAAAUGCGGAAGAUUUGUGCCAGGAGAUUACUGAUAAUUGCUUGUGAUGUGGAUAUUAAUUAUCUCACAUUCUUCACUGUAACCUCUAAACAAAACAGAAACCACCAAAAAACAUUUCAAAUAAAUAAGUUAGUUGUUUACUUUUUGUAUUACAGGAAUCCCCAUAGAAUGCAUUUUAUGAAGUAUAUUUGUAGGGGAACUGUUAGUUCAGGGCUUCGACUGGUGAUUGAACACCUGGUGAAGGGGUGUGCCUGGUCCAGACAGCACAGGCAAAUUGUUUGCACCUGUGCUCCCCACUUAACUAGAAGGGGUAGAGACCCCCUGGGCUCAGAUAAGGGCCAGCCACGGGGAGGGGAGCAUCUCUUGGACCUGCGCUGCUUCCCAAGGAGAUAUGCUGCAUAGACAGGGAUCCCCUUUGCCAACUGGGUGAGUUCAGUUCCUUCUUCUGUACGUGGCUUACCUGUGAAUGCUUUGGCUGGUAUUUCCAAGAACCCAUCAAAAGCAGUUUUGCUUCUUUCUGAGCAGAAUAAUCCUUAACUGUUUUCUUCUGAAAAGAUACACUGUAUUAAAAGGAGGCAUAUGGACCAACCCCAAGCCCUUGAAUUUAAGAGAGUUUCAAUGGCACCAGCAAGCCUUGAAUCCGGCUUGAACAAGGCAGAACCUUCUAUGACUUGAGAUAUGUUGUUUGAUGCAAAGGCUGUUCUGAUCUACAACUUUUUUAAGGGGAGAUUAAAAUAUAUCUGUCUUCUAGCAUGUUUAGUUAUCCUCCAGCUGGUAUUGUUCUUUGCUGUAGGUUGAAAGUGUAGAUUCAUCUCUGGGAUGGGUGUGAAGGUAAAUGAGAGGAACAUUGAUUUUCAUCAUCUUGAAAUAUAAAUAAAAGCAUCUAAUUAAACCCUUCAAUCUAUUGAGUUAUUAGAAUGUCAAAUUAAACACCAGAGUGAGCAUGACUUUCAAGUGAAUAGAUAGAGCUCAAAACAUGAAGUCACGCUGCUGUCAGCUUUAACAACAUCCUAUAAAAGGUAUUUGUUGUCUCACAUCACUACUAGGGGACCUUUUCAUCCCUCCCACUAUAUUCUGAAGUCUGUUUUCUUUUUGUUACUGACAAAUGUGUUAUCUCAUCUUUGUAACCAUUUGCAACAACAAGUUAAUCAAAUUCCCUCCCUACCCCAAUACUUCUGAAAAGAGAAGGGCUCAAAGGGAGAUGGCACUGUGUAAGCACAUGAAAAAGCAGAAGAAUAUGCUUUAACUUGUGCAUGAUCAUCUUCCAAAAAGCAUAAUAAAGCAUAUUUCACAUCCACAGGUAUGGGAAGCUAAGCUGGAAGCAAGAGUCCUAAUGAUAGGAAAGCUUAUGUUGGAAGUGAUCUUUAAAUGUCACCCAGUUCCAAUCUCUUUCUGUGGGCUGGCUGCAUCCCUAGCUCAGGCUGCCUCAGGCCUCAUUCAUGGCCUUGGGCUCCUCCAGAAAUGGGAUGCCCACAGCUCUGAGUGAAGAAUUUCUUCCUAACAUCUAACCUAAAUCUCCCCUCUUUUAGUUUAAAGCCAUUCCCCCAAAAGCCUAUUGCUAUCAGACCGUGUAAUGAGUUGCUCUGCUCCUAUUUAUAAGCUCCCCUCAAGUACAGAAAGGCCUCAGUGAGGUCUCCUCAGAGCCUUCUUUUUUUCAAGCUAAACAAGCCCAACUCCCUCAGCCUUUCUUUGUAGAUAUUGCACUUAAAAUAUGAAGUUGAAUGGGAAGUUACCAAAACUUUGGUGCCUGGGAUUACUGAUGUGCUGAGAGAACUCCAUGUGCUCUGGCAUAAAAUGCAACCAUAAAUAAUAAACACGUAGCAAGAGCAUGCAUUAUGAAACAAUAUUCAAUUUUGAUUUAAGUACUCGAGAGGAUGAAGAGUAUAUUAAAUCCCUAGGACAAGGUAUUUCACUAGGAACUGCACUCUCUGUUAAAUACUUGCGUUCUCUGUUGAUGCUAUCAAAGCCAGAAGAGAGUGUAUUUCGUGUCCUUGCGGCUACAGAAUGAGUGUGGAAAUGUGGGCUUUAUUGUGGAUAAACAAAUUGUACUCGCAUCUGGUGAUAUUCAGUAAUCCUCAUACUGAAUUCAGCAUAGUUUUUCAAAAAGAUGACCACUGCAGUGGAGCUCUGACAGAGCUUUUUGCAUCAUUCCAUCCCAGCAGGUCUCUAGCAGCAGCUCGUUGCUACCAUUGCAGCUUGAAUGCAGAUUUUCUACCAUCCAAUAAGCAAGGGGUAUUUUUUUUUCAGUUAAAUGUAACUUAAACUCUUAUAUUUUAUAACAUAAAUGCGAUCCUUUCACGAAGUUUAAACAAAACUGUUCUUUUCAUUCAAGGAAAGAAAUAUUUGCUGCACAGCAGUUGUAUAGAACUGUAUAGGAGGCCUGAUAGAUGAUUAAUUACAGGGAGGUUCUAAAAAUAUAAUGCUGCUUUUAGAAGCCUGUCCUCUGAGAUUUCUACAAAGAUACUAAUUGCAGGAGUUACUAGGAAGAGGUUUAACAGCUUUCAGUAGAGAAGAACAGCAUAGAAGGAGGUGGAUAUGGUAUUUAGAAAUCUUGUUAAUACCUUAAAAACAUUUUUUUUUUUUUGUAAUGAAAUCAAACAAGGAAAUGUUUUCUUAAGAUUUGUUUCCAUUUCUGCAUGCAUUACUGAUUUUCCUUGCAAGGUGUUUUUCCUCUCUGUAGAAGGUAAUUUUCAAAUCAGGCUCUUUCUCCAUGUUUGACCUCAUAAUUUCUACGUUUGUCUCAUUCUAUUGUUUCUGUGAGAGAAUCCCCUUUUAAAUUAAGGGGGAACCCUAGGAAUUGGAAGAUUGCUGACUUGAAUAAAGCUGUUCUUUUGCUGAGCUUCCUUAGAGCUGGAACAUAAGUGGGUUACCAAGUAACUAUUCUGCCUAGCAACUUCCAGUUGAGGAAUAUGCACCUAUAUUUACACAGGAAGGACCACUGCAACAUCAAGGCAAUAAUCAGUGGUCCUUACAGCUUCUAUUUCCUACCUCUUCCAUGUGCCACCAUAUGGGCGGUGUCUGUUAUAGAAGUCUGCUCCACCACUGUGGCCAAGUGCACUCCUCUCUGCCUGCAGGAGUUAGGUGUUUGGCAUCAUAACCACUAAAACCAAGCAAGAUGUGCAACUCUAGCAAAUAAUCUUUUCAUUCUUUCCCUUAGGAGGUGUUUACUUCAGCAAACAGAACUUAAAUUGAUCUAAUUCACUAUUUUGUUCUGCUGCUCUGCUUCCUAAAGUAGAUUUACCUAGCGUUGAAAAACUCAAACAAGAGAAGAAUGCCUUAAAACACUGCUUCUAAGCAGUCUUAAAGAGAAUAGCAUUAAAUAAUAAUAUGGCCCCCUACUAUCCUGAAAUAAAUGAAGUUCAUUAAAUUGAGGAGGCCCAUGUUCUCCUCUUCCCUACUCUUCCCUAUCAUUUAUUUUUGUUUCACUAAAAUAGAUGCCCAAAUGAAACUGGACUGGUCAAUCUGCAGAACAGUGCUGAAAAGACCAGGUAGCCAACUGAAUGGUUGUAUCUUUAUAAAAUGUUAUUAAGACAUCUGGUGCUGAAAUAGGAAGAGUUUGGUUGAAUGGAAGAGGUGGGGAAAAAAAUUGCAAAAAUAGUUUUGUUACUCACAGUUGUAGAAAACAUUUGAAAAUAAGGAUAUUAAGUUUCUAAAACUAGAAGUCAAAAGGAAAACAACAGAGAGGGGAAAGGAAAGACAAAAGCAACCCCACUUAUCUGCCCCGUUCUGGAAAUGCUGGGUGUAGUCCUCCCAGACUUCAGAGCAUGGAAUCAAGUCCAAGACAAGACUCGGAUUUCCAACAGCAGGAAGAGUAAUAUCUAUUAUAUUUUGAUGACAUAAGCAAAGUAGCAAAAAACUAAAACCAGUCACAGUCAGAGAUUUUCAUUUUAAAUUUAAUACAUCAACAAAAUAUUUCUCCCUGGAAAAAAAAAAAAGCAAUUUUGAGUCUAUCCAAAUGUUUCACUUGGUUCCAAAUGCAAUGUUUCACUGUGAUUUAAGAUCAUUUAAACUUUCUUUAAUGCCUUCUCCCUUCUUUAUAGAGCAAUUUCUGAAUAUGAAUGCCAAGAAACUAAGUAAAAUAGCCCAUGUGUGCUAUUGUACCAACCCCUAAAUCAGCAUUACCCUGAUGUGCAGAAACACCCUCUGUUUUCUGCAGGUCAUUGGAAUGCAGUACUAGUGAGGACUUGACACAAAGCUCUAAAUCAUACUUAUCUAUAAAUACAUUGCAAAAGCAAAGAAAGAUUUUAUUAAUAUCUGAAUGUACUGCAGUCACAGAGAAUUUCCCACAACGAUUUGCUGUGCAGAAGCAAGAAUUAAUCUGCUCAGAGAGGCUUUGGCAUGCACAGGGCUGCCUGGGCUGGUGGCUCAGGAUGCUGACGCAGGUUUUAUCUAUUUAGUCUUCAAAGGGAACUUGCGUCCAAGUGCUCUUUGCACUUCCCUAGGUAAAAGUUAUCCAGAAUCUUCCCCUACAGUGAGUAUCCCUGAUGCCUUUCCUUCACUCUGGUACCUGCACAUCCAAGGUACCCUCCCGUGCAUCUCAGUGCUCUUGAAUAUCAGUUGCUUUGAAGCUUGUGUUGUUUCAUGUAAAUACAGCUCCACUGUGGCCUUUGGGUGAAUGUGGUUUGAGGUAUGGUAAUAUUUGUAGUGGACUGUUGAAAUGUUGGUACAAGUGUGGUGAGAUCUUCCAAGUGCAGGCAGUAUGGGAAUACUGUCCUGCAGUGUUUGCAUUAUUUAUCCUGAGGAGGGACUCUGCUGGGUUCAGGUGAUAUGUAUGUGCUGUCUUCUGGCACUGAGAGUGGAUUAUUGGAGUGCUGCCAUGCAGCAAAGGAUUGUUAUGGACCAGCAAUGUGGAAUAAUAGUAUUGCUUUCAUGCAUUUGUAUAUAUGCAUUCAGAAAUAUCUGUACCUAAAGACAUAGGCAAUGUUGCGGAGACUUGGCAUGUAAUGCUCUGAUCAUCUUCAGAGUAUGUAUAAAGAUGAGACAUUUCUCUUGCUUUGACCAUUAUCUAAUCCCAAAACUAUGAGGUGGGGGGGCAAAACAGUGCUAUUAUAAUAGCUUGUAUAAAAUUUUUCUGGGUUAAAUUUACCAUGUAGAAAAGGUCACUUGGACAUUUUGACAGCAUCGUACAAUAAAGGCCUCUAAAUGGCUUCAAUCA